AUGGCCCAUCCUGACGAAAACCCUUUCUCGAACACCCGUGAACGUCAAGGAACCCCCACCGCAACAAUGUCUGAGAAGCAGGCAGAGACCCCGUCUGCCCCGCGGGAGAAGCUCGAGGGUAAACGGAGGACAUGCAACAAGAGUCGAUCGAAGUUGGUGCGUCUACCCGGCUCCAUGAUGAACCAACCCCCGCGCGAGGCUGACGAGACGGGACAGCCCAGGAGGCCAUGGCCAAGUUCACCAUCGAGAAGGUCAUACACACCACUUCUGGCCAGAGUUGCGGAGAGCGUGCCUGCUGACAGGGUGAACAGGACAUUGCUCAACACAUCAAGCUUUGACGAGCGCAAGGGCCCGACCUGGCACUGCAUCGUUGGUCGCAACUUUGGCAGCUUUGUGACACGAAGCACUUUAUCUACUUCUACCUCGGCCACUGCGCCAUCCUCCUCUUUAAGACCCAGUAGAGCCCCGACCGAGACGAACGACGCACCCGAUCCACGAACCACGAGUCACGAAUCGAGCGAGCUGUUUCCCGCUGACGACAUGAUGAGAGUCGAGCGGUGCGGGAGGGGCGGACACGCGCACGGGGGGGAGCUGGGACUGGACGCCUUUGACAGCCACGCAUAA
Purpureocillium lilacinum is the source of this 624-nucleotide messenger RNA. NCBI's taxonomy places the organism in Eukaryota, Fungi, Ascomycota, Sordariomycetes, Hypocreales, Ophiocordycipitaceae. The record is from RefSeq and is a predicted model, not a curated record.